GAGUGCUCCGCGGGCAAUCGACGAAAAUAAUUCAAUAUAAAUACUAUAUAUUGUAUACGCAACAAUAUAUUGGAAAAACAGACAGAAAACAAAAAAAAACUACGCAAAAAAGAAGGGUGAAAAGAAAAGCAAAAAGAAAAAAACACUUGAACUGUAGGUGCGAAAAAUGUUGCGUUUGGCAAUGUGUGUGAACAACCUGGGCCAAGGAGCCGUCAAUGCCCAGCGGCAGCUAAACAAUUAUGAAAUUAAUAGUCUCUUAAUUGGCGCCGAUAAUUAUUGAAAACAAAUAUUGAACAGCAUUGAACCUAGCAGCAGAAGUACGAAAAGUGCGCGAGUGCGAGAAAAGACAAACAAAAGUCGUGCGAAAAGUCGAGCCAAAGUGUUGACAAGCUGUUGGCCAACUUGUUGUGGCCAUUUCACAUUCUCUUUUUUUGGCCAAGUGGACCUUGUGCUAAAGAAAAACUUUAGAGGUUCAGUGAACGUGCACGUUCGGCCAUGAAGCACGAGAAGAGUUCAGCCAUGGCCGCCAAUGGUACGCCCCCGCUGAGGCGGGACAAGCAGCGACAGCAGCUGCUGGAAUCCGGCGGAGUCCCACGCAGUCCCAUUACCAAGGCCUUUGACUUUCUGCCCUGGUCACGCAGUCGCAGCAAGGCGCCGGUGUGCAGCAAGCCGGAACCGGAGCCGAGUGCUGCGGCUGCCAGUGAAAAGCCCGCCGAGGUGCACUAUCAUCGCAACAUCUUUCGCAGCGGCGGCGGACUCAUACGCGACAUGCUCGUCGGCGACAAGGACAAGCUGCAGAAGGAUAAGCCACCGCAAUCGCCGCUGUCGGUGGCCAAGAAGGAGCAACGCAAGCAGAAAACGCUUUCCCGCAACAAAAGCUUGGACAUACGCGAGCUGAUUGGCUGCGUGGAAAGCGGGCUGGCGCCGCGAACGAAUGCCCUGGUCUCGCAGCCGCAGCCACAGCGCUUCCUGGACGACACCUACAUUGACAGCAAGCCGCGGCACAUACUCUUCAACGAUGACGAGAACACCGUGUAUCUCAUUAAGAAGGAGCAGCCGGUGGCCAAGGCGCACAAGGCGGCGUCCACACACGCCGCCGCCAGCCAUUGCAAUGGCGGGGAUGUGCUGAAGGCGCGGCUCAAGUUCAAGCGUUUGCCCAGCGAACAUUAUGCGGCCUCGCCGGAGGCACUGCGUCGCGCUCAGCAGCUGUAUCAGCGCUCCGAGCAGCGACACGUGCUGCAGCGCCGCAAAAGCCUCAGCGAUACGCAUAACGACAAGCAGAGCAGCUCGAGCCUGAGCAGCGGCGGCAGCGGUGGCCCGGCUGCGGCGGCGGGCAAUGCGAGCGGCAUCAUGCUGGAGCGACCCAAGACGGAUAAGCCGCGCAAGAAACUCUCCUUUCGCGAGCCCAUCGAGGCGGGUCUGUCGCCUGUGAUGGCUGCCAUGUCCGCGGCCGUGUUGAAUGAACAGCGGCAGGAGCGGCAGCGGCGACGCAGCUCGCCGCUGGAGCGCACGAUACAGUUAGGGCAUGGAUUGGACUGUGAUGGUUUAUGCAAUAAUCGCAUAAAGGAUGCAAUUUCCUGCGGCCAUGCCGCAAGCGAUCCGGAGUCUCAGGCCAUGCGCAUUGUGCGCACCGUCGGACAAGCCUUUGAAGUGUGCCACAAAUUUAAUCUUCAUAAGAAUUCCCUGGAGCCCAAUGACGAACGCUCCGAUGUCUCAUCGUCGGAGCUGCUGGAUGUGGAGCAAAUCAGCGAGCAGCAGCUCAGCGACGAUGGCGGCGUCCUCACUAGCGAGACGCCAAAGAAAGAGCACUUGGCCAUAACGCCCGAUUUGAACCACACGCAGCCGCAGCGACCGAACCACUUGGAGCUGUUGCCAACGCAGUCGAGUCUACGCAAAUCGACCAGCCUGCUGUGCGAUGUGGAUGACAAAUCGCCAGUGUCGCCCUCGUCGCCGCGCACUGAGAUAACCCAGCUGAAGGAUCAGCUGGAGGCGCAGGCGCAGCAGACGCGUCAGGCACUUGGACAAUUGAUGCUGGUACGCGAGCAGCUCAUCUCAGAGACAAAUGCGCGCAUCGAGGCGCAGGCGCGCACGCAGCAGCUGCUGCAGCAAAAUCGGGAGCUGCUCGAGCAUUUGGCAUCGCUGGGCGCCUACAACGAGCAGCAGGGCGCGGGUCUGACCUCAGCGAACAUUGGCAUGGCACCACAGCAGCAGUCACAGCUGCAGUUGCUGCUACAGGCGACCAGCAACAACAACAAUUUGGCCACAAUCAAUCAGCAGAUUAACAAUCUGGGCAACAUCAAUCAGCAAUUGACCUCGCUGAGCCAGCAGCUGAGCGGCCUCAAUCAGCAGAGCCAGAACCUACAGAAUCUGCAGGGCCUGCAACAGACGCCGUCGACGCCGACGCCACAGCAACAGCAACAUCAACAGGCGCAGCUGACGCCACCAACGCCGCCGCUGGCGUCCACAGGAGCCAGUGGUAGCAGUCCAUAUCCCACGAUAAGCCAGUUGCAUACGAUUAGUAAUCAGCUGCAGCAACAGCAGCAGCAGGAUGCGCUCUCCAAGGAUCUGUUUCAGGUCAACCAGGAGCUCUUGAAUCGCCUGCAGGCACUGAAUCUUAGUGCGAAUGCAACGCAGACGCCACAAACGCCAUCGGCAUCGCCUAACAGCUCCUACUUCUUUGUGAAUCCGCUGUCCUGCACACCAGCAACGCCCUCGACGCUGAGCAACAACAAUGCGGUUGGUGGAUUCAACUUUCUGGCGUCGCCGGGCGGACUUAAUGCGGGCACACUAACGCCAUCGCCGCUGGGCACCUUAAAUCGCAACUCAUACACAGGCAGCUCCAUGCUUAACGAGGAUUUGCGUCUGAGCAUAGAGCAGAAUCUGAAUAGCCUGGAGGAGCAGCUCAAGGUGGCGGUGUCUAAUGGCAAUCUGGCUAGCUUGGCCUGUGGCGGCUCCACUAGUACAAGGGACACUAGCUGCAGCUCCUCCACGCUCGACUCACCAUCGUCGCCGCGUCAACGCAGCAGCAAUAAUAACAUCAGCCCCGGCAGCAGCUGCCAGAGCAAUGUCAACAAUAACAACAACAAUAACAAUUCGAGAGAAACCCGCUUUAAUACUGUGCUGCUGCGUGUCACCGACGAGGCGGGUCAUCAGCGCAAGCUAUCGGCCACGCCCAGUUUUAUAACACGCAGCACCAGCGAGAAGGUGCCCAACCGCAGCCAAAUGAUGAGCCAGGUACAGCGCACCGCCUGGGCCAGGCACACCACCAAAUGAGAAGAAGCCAACAAUAACCAUUGAGAGUGGACCAGCUCUUAAGUUAUAAUAGUCAACUAAGCUAAGUCGUUUACGCGUAAAUGUGAGAAUGAGUAUAGGUUUGAGUAUGAGAAUGAAUAUGAAUAUGGGUAUGAGCAUCAGUAUAAAAAUGAGUAAGAGUAUGAGAAUGAGGAUAAGUAUGUGUAUGAGUAUCGGUAUGUGUAUGAGUAUAAGUAUGUGUAUGAGUAUAAGUAUCAGUAUGUGUAUGAGUAUAAGUAUGAGUAUGUGUAUGAGUAUGGGGAUGAGUAUGAGUGUCAGUAUGAGUAUGAGUUGGAGUUGGAGUAUGAGCAUGAACAUGAAUAUGAGUAUGAGUAUGAGUAUGAGUAUGAGUAACAGUAUUAAAGGAUAGCGCAAAAAUUGUUUUUAGUUUGCAAUUUUAAGUUCUCUGAAUUUCUAGUCCUGCAAGGUAUUUUUCAAAAGGCAAAUAGAAAAUAUACUACAACUGCAGCAUAUCAUAAAAUAAAAAAUAAAUUAUAUAUCAAAGUAUUUUCUCUCCCUUUAAAGUGUCAAAGUAACUAGUUGUUAAGCUCUAAAUCGCUUUAGUUAAAAACUAUUUAGUGAACUGUUGUUAUGUAAAUGUUAUGUUAAUGCAAAACUUCCAAAAAUGUUUGCUCACAAAAUCGGAUAAAACCAAAAUAAUUAAACAAUUGUUAUCUGAACAAAUGUCGAAAACAAACGCAAGAUUAAUUGGUUGCAGCAACUGUUAAAUAUACAAUUUAUCGUUUUAUUUAUUAACUAAACAUAAAGCUACAAACAACAAAACAGGCAAACAACAGCAAUAAAAAAGCAUAAAAAUAAUAAAAUAUCUUUAUAAAAUCAUGUAUAAUCAUUACAUUCAUUAAUAAUUGUCAGCUUACGCAGCGUUGGACAAUUUCCCUAAUGAGUUUUACAGCAGAAGCGAACGAAAAAAAACUUUCGAGGGGAGCAAAGAAAAAAAGUGCUGCAUACUCUUAAGCGCAUUUGUAUUACGCAUACGCCGUGUCGGAUAAUGAACGGCCGAACAGGCAGUGCAUAAAUUUGGUGUGAUAAAUGAAAAACGAUGGCAAGCAGAAAGUGCAGAAAGCAACAAAAAAAAACAAGUGUCGCCGUUUUUCACUUUUCCUUCUCAGCGCCCCCCUCCCACUCUCCUCCUCUCUUCAAUUUUCUCCCACAUUCUCUGGUGUU
This is a messenger RNA of Drosophila montana, 4476 nucleotides long. RefSeq names its product capon-like protein. Lineage: Eukaryota; Metazoa; Arthropoda; Insecta; Diptera; Drosophilidae. Gene Ontology annotation, molecular function: nitric-oxide synthase binding. The record is from RefSeq and is a predicted model, not a curated record. The transcript is spliced from 6 exons. Bases 496 to 3273 code for a protein of 925 amino acids.